Molecule: messenger RNA, 1656 nt
Organism: Closterium sp. Yama58-4
Lineage: Eukaryota; Viridiplantae; Streptophyta; Zygnematophyceae; Desmidiales; Closteriaceae
Source: the annotation of a GenBank genome assembly
AUGGCGACCGCAGCUCUCUGCUCCGCUCCUAGCCUUUCCGCGAGCCUCACGCUCUCGCGGAGGGGAGAUGCUGCCGGAGCGCAGCAGUUGCAGGUCGCCCUAAGCAGCGCGGCCGUAAGAACCGGCGCGUUCGACGUGGCCUCGCUGCGGAAGCAGCGCGGUCGCCAUGGGCUAAUUGUCUCUCGCCAGCCAGUGCAGGCCAGGGCUGGCGAUAAGCCUUCCUCGUCCGCCGAGCCGUCCGAUGCUUCUCGUGUGGCAUCAACGGUGGCAAGCAAAGCUGUAGCAGCCGUGCUAGCUGCUAUCCAGGUGCUUGCGCCAGUUUCCGCCGCGUUCGUCCCCCUGCUGGCGCAGCCGCCACCCGCGGAAGCCAUCCUGCUCUCCCCGGACACCAAGGUUCCGCGCAAUGCUGACGUGGCGCUCCGCCGCGCCGUGCCAGUUGUCAACGAGGCAGUCAGGAAAAUCCAGGAUGAGUUGGAGGAGAUUACAACGCUCAUGCGCAUCCCACAGAAAAAGCCGUACAAGACAAUGGCAGCGAACGUGAAUAAGGCGGUCAAGUUGGCAGAGGCCAAUCAAGCAGCAAUUUUGGACGCUGUGCCUGCUGCCGACAGGGAGAGGGCAGCAGCCAUCUACAACGACCUUGUCAACUCCAAGAGUGGCUUCCCCGGCCUCCUAGCAGCAAUAGAGGACAAGGACCCUGACCGCGUCUCCAUCCGCCUCGCCUCCUCCCUCAACGAUGUCGCCAACCUCUCGCUGCUGCAAGCCACAGGCCUUCAGUUCCUCAUCCCCUCCCAAUACGCCAGUCUCCCACGGCUAACAGGGCGGGCAACGGUGGAGUUUGCAGUGCUCAAGGCGGAUGGCUCCUACUUCUCCCUUGAUAACGGAGCCACUUCUGCCAUCACAGGCGUGAUGCAGGUGGUGCUUGACGGUUACUCCGCUCCUCUGACAGCUGGAAACUUUGCUCAGCUGGUGUCCCGCCGCGCAUACGAUGGAGUGGCAGUGAAAGCCACCGACCUCGCCGUCCUAUCCGAUGCACGAGAUCCCUCCGCCGGCCGGGACGUGCCGCUUGAGAUCAUGCCAGCUGGCGAGUUCCAACCCAUCUACCGCACACCGCUGGACGUGCAGGAUGGCGAGCUUCCAGUGCUGCCCAUGUCAGUGUUUGGAGCAAUGGUCAUGGCCCACUCUCCUGAGAGUGACUCCUUCAGCCAUCCCUCACAGUUCUUCCUAUACAAAUACGACAAGAGACGGUCCGGUUUGGGCGGGCUCGCAUUUGACGAGGGCCAAUUCUCAGUUUUCGGGUAUGUGACAAAAGGAAGGGACGUUCUGGCUCAGCUUCGGACUGGCGAUGUGAUCCAAUCAGCUCGUAUCGUGGCUGGGGCUGAUAGGCUAGUUUCCGCUGCCCCACAGCCUCGCACAUCCCUUCCUCCCCCCCUCCAAACCCCUCCACGCCUCUCCAUCCCAAUCCAUCCCCCUCCAACCCCCUCCACCGCUCUCCAUCAGAUCGAGUUGGAGCAGUACCCCACGGGUCCUCACAUCGCCUCACGGAUGCUCUAUGAGAUUCACACGCGUUUUGAUGACGUGGAGGGGCGUACAGUGCUGGACCUUGGCUGUGGGUGCGGCACCCUAGGGAUUGCCGCGGCCAUGCUGGGAGCAGAGUGA